Messenger RNA from Sitodiplosis mosellana (orange wheat blossom midge), 1462 nucleotides. It is a transcript of the gene veli, whose product is annotated as protein lin-7 homolog C. The record is from RefSeq and is a predicted model, not a curated record. NCBI's taxonomy places the organism in Eukaryota, Metazoa, Arthropoda, Insecta, Diptera, Cecidomyiidae. The transcript is spliced from 3 exons. Gene Ontology annotation, biological process: maintenance of epithelial cell apical/basal polarity; neurotransmitter secretion; protein localization to basolateral plasma membrane. The coding region runs from base 281 to 871 and encodes 196 amino acids. Gene Ontology annotation, cellular component: basolateral plasma membrane; synapse; cell-cell junction. Gene Ontology annotation, molecular function: protein binding.
GUAUGUGUGAUGUACGUUAUACGCCGUCGCAAUGAGUAAUCACAACGUUAUGAGAAAUACCACUGAAAGUGCUGAUCUGUCAAAAUAAAGGAGAGAAAAGAGGAACGAGCAAUCGCACAUCAAGUCUCAUUUCUUUUUAUUAUUGAAUAGCUCAGCGAAUAAAUAGCUUGAAGUGAAGUGAACCACUUUCAGCAAAGUUUCUUUUUUCGUCAAUAGACACACACACACACACACACACACACAAUAUUUUAUAUUAUUUUGGUUGCAGUGAAUUAAGGCAAUGGCAGCUAUUGAACCAUUAACAUUGGCUAAAGAUGUUCAACGAUGCAUUGAAAUUUUGGAUAAAUUACAAAACAGCGGCGAAGUUCCAGCUACGAAAUUGGCUGCGCUACAGAAAGUGUUACAAAGUGACUUUUUGAAUGCUGUACGUGAGGUAUACGAGCAUGUUUAUGAAACGGUUGACAUUCAAGGUUCACAAGAUGUUCGAGCGUCAGCCACGGCCAAAGCAACUGUUGCUGCAUUUGCUGCAAGCGAAGGCCAUGCACAUCCUCGUGUCGUUGAGCUACCAAAAACCGACGAAGGACUUGGCUUCAAUGUGAUGGGUGGCAAAGAGCAAAAUUCACCCAUUUACAUUUCACGCAUCAUCCCUGGUGGCGUUGCCGAUCGGCAUGGUGGCUUGAAGCGUGGCGAUCAAUUGCUCUCGGUUAAUGGAGUUUCCGUCGACGGUGAGAAUCACGAAAAAGCUGUGGAGCUGUUGAAACAAGCCGUUGGCUCUGUUAAACUUGUUGUGCGCUAUACACCGAAAGUGCUUGAAGAAAUGGAGCUUCGAUUCGAUAAGCAACGUGCGGCCCGAAGACGUCCAUAUCAAUAAAUAUUCAUGAAAAAGAGAGAGCAUUUAAUCAUUAUAUAGCGAAAAUUACUAAUUAUUAUGGAACAUUCGCCCGAUACAUUUUCAUUUGUUUGGUCAUUGUUAGAGUAUUUUCAUGGGAGAGGCACACGUUCAUCCACUGUCAUAAUGUUUUCGUUCUAUUUUGUCUCAUGCAAACAAACAAAAAAAAACAACAACAAUUUCUCGUUUCAUUCGAAAGCAAUACAAAGAUUCACUUAUAUAGAGGGAACGCCAACAGUGUUCAAAACUGGCCGCCAACAACAACAACAAACACACAAAUCGUAUCUUAUGUCCCAGUUCAUUCUUCCUCUCAUUUAUUUGAUAAAUUAAAUUGUAUUUUUUAUUUUUAAAUUAGACAAAAUAAAUAUAUAUAUUAUAUGUUGUUUGUGAAACCAUAUGCCCUUGAUUCGAUAGGCUCAGAAAAUUUACCCAGAAAAAAAUUCUCUGGUGGAAAAUCUAAUUGUUUCUAUUACUAUAGAAAAAACAAAUUAUGUCAACAUCGAUUUGGUAUAAAACAAGAACAAAAUAAAGCAUCAUUUAUUGAUGCUGUUAAUUCGAUUGAUUCAAGCAAAA